AUGGUGCUUCUCCCCUCUGCAGUGGCGUUUCCGCUGCGCCAGCUUGUGAAGCUUGGCCUCAUCCUCGUGCAGGCCACCUUCCUUCUCUACUUCGCCUAUGCUGCCUAUGACAUCCGUCUCCACGCCAUCCGGACGUUUGGGCACAUCAUCCACGAAUUUGAUCCGUGGUUUAACUACCGGGCUGCUGAGUACCUGGCACAGCACGGGCUGUCCAAGUUCUUCAAGUGGUACGACUACAUGUCAUGGUAUCCAAUCGGACGCCCCAUAGGCACGACGAUUUAUCCUGGAAUGCAGAUGUGGGCUGUUGGCAUUUGGGAGGUGCUGAAACACGUCCCCGAGAGGAAGGUCCCUUUGCCUUUCAUCCCGCCCCUGCGGCCGGUGGCAUCUUGGGCACGGAGGAAUGGCUGGCCGUUUAUCUCUUCGCCACUGAAGUCCACGAUGGCAGUUGGGCCAAUGUCAGUUAAUGACAUAUGCUGCAUGAUCCCACCGUGGUUCGGCUCUGUGGCCUCGAUCUUCACUGGUUUGCUGACCUACGAGAUCUCACGCAGUGUGAAUGCCGGCAUUAUGGCCCCUUAUGCUGCAACAAACGAACUUGAUCUCUGCAGCCGCCCGGAGACCGGAGCACAGUACACGGACAUCUGCCUGUAG
Messenger RNA from Symbiodinium necroappetens, 648 nucleotides. The record is from the annotation of a GenBank genome assembly. NCBI's taxonomy places the organism in Eukaryota, Dinophyceae, Suessiales, Symbiodiniaceae.